Xiphophorus couchianus (Monterrey platyfish) is the source of this 6211-nucleotide messenger RNA. It is a transcript of the gene nell3, whose product is annotated as NELL (neural EGFL like) family member 3. Gene Ontology annotation, molecular function: calcium ion binding; protein binding; heparin binding. Lineage: Eukaryota; Metazoa; Chordata; Actinopteri; Cyprinodontiformes; Poeciliidae. The transcript has 4 exons. The record is from RefSeq and is a predicted model, not a curated record. The coding region runs from base 262 to 2979 and encodes 905 amino acids.
UGCCUGUUUUGGCUUCAGCAGAUGGAUAAUGAGGAGCGCUGGAGAGGAUGAAGGGUUAAAAUGCGGCCGGGGAAACCUGACGCUAAUUAGAUCUCCGGAAUGCCACUCAGACACUGAAGUGCAGGGUCUCUGAGUGGGUCAUGUUCCAAUUCCUUUUAGUCCGACCGAACCCUGGAGCUGAAAGCUGCAUCAUGGUUUUGUUUGGAAUGGGGAUUUAAUCUGGAAAGCUGUAAAUAACUGUUUUUUAUUGCUAAAUGCAAAAUGGUCUUACUUUUCCUGGCGGUGCUGCUCUCCAUGGACAGCGUGGCGCCCGCUUUGGGGGAUUUCUGCCGGGGGUCGCACUGCUCUGGCGGGGGAACGGAGGAUCCAAGACCGUGUACAGGAGCGCAGUGUCCAGGGAGCAGAUCCUCCAGGCUCCCCCGGCAGUUCAACCCAGCGCCGCAGUGGAGAACCGGACACGCAGCGGCCACCCCGCACCCUGUGCACCCGAGCCCGCAGAGAGCGCCUCUGGAGACCGACCCGCAAGGCGGUGGCGGCGGAUGCUCCGACACGGGCUGCACCCGGAUCCGGCUCCAGCAGCCCCGGAAUGAAUCCAGAGACUGCCGGGGGAUCGAGUGCCGGCUGCCGCUGAGGAUCCGGCCCAAAGUCCGGGGGGGUUCCUGCGUGGGAGAGGAAUGCUCGGCCGCGGCGGAGGCGGACAUGUCCUCGGUCUACCUGUCCGACAGAGCCGCGCAGUUUCUGGGAGACUAUCCGGAGUUUGGACAUGCAGCCUCGGAGCUCGGCGGGGCUCCGCUGGGAGUCCAGCUCACAUGUGACAUAAAGCCAGGGGAGAAUGAAGUCCCUUCAGAAGACGCCCUCAUCCUGCACCUCCAGCUGGCCAAGGGGCAGGAGAAGCUUGUUGAAGCCCUCCGAGCCCAGCAGGUCGUAAUCCGUGACCUGCAGCAGAAGCUCGUCGACCAGCAGGAGGCGCUGCUGUCACAGCAGCGGGACGUCCUGCAGCAGCAGCGGCACAUGUACGAGCAGAUGGAUGCGGUGAAAAACCAGUUCGGCCAGCUGCUGGAGACGAUCAAGCAGGCCUCCUUCCGGGGCCUGCAGGGGGAGCUGCAGAGCUACUUCGAGAAUCACUUGGCGGGACUGCAGAGUCAGGCCCGCAGCCAUCUGCAAAAAUCCUACGCUGUGCAUAAAAUGGACAUUGACUCCAAAGUGAUGGAUGUUGUGGGAGAGACUCAUUUCCCGCAACCUCUGCGUGGCUGCCGAUCGCCCUGCGGAUCAGAGGAGUUCUGUGAUUUUCAGAGGGAUCCACCGCAGUGUGAGAAAUGCACCAUGUGUCCGCCGGGCUUCUUCCUCAUCGCGCAGUGCUCACAAACUGCAGACAGAAUGUGCCAGGACAGAGACGAAUGUCUUGAACUACCACAGAUUUGCGGAGAGCGAGUGAAGUGUCUCAAUACUCCUGGUGGUUUCAAGUGUUUGGGGGUUUCAGAGAGAAAAGCAGUGACAGGUCUUUGUGGUUCUGAAUACUUCUACAACCAGGAGCUCCAGGAGUGCCAAGCCUGCUCAGAUUGCGAUGGGGAGCCUUUGGUCGCCCCCUGCACAGCAAUUAGCGACGCAGUCUGCGGCCAGAUUUCAGAGAACCAACUCUCCCAGAUCUGGAUGGCAAAGGUGACGCUACCUCCUGCAGGUACGUCUAGCACCCACAUCUUUCCUGGUCUGCAGCUCAACAUCCGAGGCAAAGAGAGCAGUAGACUUCUGUCCAACGAGAGUGGAAGAGUGACAUUCCUCCAGCACGGUUUGGUGUGGCUGGAUCAUAACUUUGCUAUAAAGCACAGCUGCAGGAACUUCCUCCAGGUCGGGAUGAGACUCAACAGGAGCCAGGAAGAAGAAGGUCAGGACCUCAGCGGCGUCCGCAUCGAGCAACCGGAUGGGAAGUACUUCCAGGGGGUGAGCGUCAGUAUUGGCGUGGAGGUUGAACCCAACCACAUCUUCACUCUGCUGCUGAAGAGUCCCAACCAGCACUGCAAUCAGAGCAAAGACCUUCAAGUUUUUGAUGUUCCCACCCCGUCUCUGAGUGUCCUCUGGUUGUCUCAUGAUACCGGUGCUGUUGCCAUGAUGGCCCAGAUGUCCCUGCUGGCGCACUACCAAACCAGCUACCGCCCGACUUUCCGCAUCACGACAGUGUCCGACCCCUACAUGGUCAGCCUGACUCACGAUAGCCGUGGGGUGCGCUUCACGGAGAGCGGAGUAGUGAAGUUUGUCAUUCAGCAGGCGUUUUACUCCAUGGGUCACACCUGCAUUCGCGAAGGUUUCUCCCUGAUCACCUACACCACCCGGAACACCACUGGACUGAAGAUGAUGCAAGCCUUCAAGACGGGUGUGAACUACAGGGAUACUUCCAUCGCGCUCUCUGGCGCAGUGACAGUAGAGAGCAAAGACAUCCUCACUUUUGAGAUCACGUCUCCGUCGCAGUGCAAUAUCCGGUACUUUGGGGACAGCACCGGGAUCAGUAUCUUGAGUCUGAUCUGGAUUCCCUCGGCUGUGUCGUCAGCCUUGACCGCCACAGUUUCACGGACCGGUCUUCCCUCCGGAGCCGUCAGGAAUAAACCCCUGUUGUUUCAGCAGAUCAGUCCGGAUACGCCGCAGGUCCAUCUGGCUCGCUCUGGGGACUCAAACGCCAGAAGGAACUUCGUCUUUCAUGAGCAGGGUACAGCAAACAUUGCCCUCAACCUCAAACUGAUCCACUCAUGUAAUAUAGUCAAACUGACUCUGCAGAGGGUCGGAGGUCAGCAGGCCGGUCCUGUGGCUCAGCAGGUGUCUGGAUCAAUGCCUGAAGGCAGCGAGUGGACUAGCAUCGGGCUGAGAGCCUCUUUUCAGGUCCAGAAUGGCACAGCUGUUUAUGUUACUCUGGACUGUAUCAGAGGACGUGUAAACCAAAUAACACAAGAGGGUGGCACAAAUAUUUCAAUUCUCUGGGUCGCUCUGUGAUCCAGGAGGAUGGAUUUCUACCAUUUUCAGGAAAUAUUUUGUGAAAACUCAAAGAUUUUUUUGUGCUAUGUAGUAGUGCUGGACAAUAUGGCUGAGAAACAUACCAUAAUAUAAGCAUUUUAUAUCAGUCAAUAUCGAUAAUCAUUAAUUAGUUUUUUGUUUUAAGUAUCUGAAAUGCUGCCAAACUGAUGCCGUCACUUUAUCCACAGUUUUCACACCGUGCUAUUGUCUUUUUUUUUUGAGUGGCUGAAAUUUAAAUUGUUGCUGCACAAGUGACUCAGCAGGUUGUUGCUAGGUAACCACAGAGUGAGUGCGUUAGUUGAUUCCAUUAACAUAGCUUAGAGCUUGAGGAGCUAGCUAAGGUAGCAGCUAACUCAAAAUCUCUGCCUACAUAUCCCAGAAUGCUAUGCGGUUCUGGGUCAGACUUCAGUGAAUAUUCUACAUAUUGAAUAUUCUAUCAAACAUUUUAUCUAUUGAUAUUGAUCACGUGUCUUUAGUGAUAUUGUUGUUGAUUUAUUGUCCACCAUCCCUUUUUACUAAAGUAUGAAUAUUGACUGAAUUUGUGCUUUAAAUGAAUGGUUUUCCACUUGUUCAAGCAUUUAUAUUUUGGGAGUUUGUUCAAGUGAUGCUUUUUCCUGAAGUCCUUCAGCUGAUUGAAAAGUGACCAAUUUAAAGUCUGAGUGUUUUCAUAUCUGUCAGACUGUGUGCAUACAGUGAGUGAUGCUUGAAUAUAUUGUAUGUAAACAAUCAUUGAUAGGCUUUAUUUUCUAAUAAUGCAUUGAUAAUUCAAUUUUUAUAUUUUUUUUAUUGCAGAAUAUUAUAUUUAAUGUAUCUUUUGUAUGUAUGACUUUAAGGAUAAGGUACACAAGGGCUUCAGUUCUACUCUAUAGUUAAAAAUGUUCAUUCUAGUCAGUAUUAAUGAAAACAGUGUUCAGAUGCCAUGUACCUUUAUUUACACAGAAUAACUUCUUGUUCUCUCUGUUAGAUUUAUGGUCACCUAAAGUGAAUUGAAACAGCAUUCUUACAGAUUUCUUGUUUUUCUUCAAUAUCAUGUAUUCAUGUAUUGAAUAUCAUGUAUUCAUAUUGUGAAGAACUGCCUGGACUGCAAUAGGACUUAGCUAACUAUUUAAGUGCCGUUCAUUAGGAUUUGUAUGCGUGUAACAUGUUUUGUGUCACUUGUUGAAUACUGACGUAAAAUGUUGAAGGUGGGUAAGUAAAGAGGUGGUAAUAAUAGGAGCCUAUUAUUACAAAACUGCUUCUAACUUCCUUUGGCUUUGGGCAGAAGUAAUGUUUUGCUGUUGCGAUGAAAACAAUUUUAAAUCUUCCGAGUAGCUGAUAGUAUGGUUAUUACAGUUUUUUCUGCAGAUAUUCAUAAAGCCGUUUAAACAUCGAUUGAUGGAUUUCAGGCCGUGAAGAUCUGCUGUACUCUGCUGUACUUAGUGAACUACUUCGUGUUCACUAAGUAGUGAACUGAAUCGUAGUAGAAGAUCGGAAACAGCUUGUCCACAUCAUCUAUAGUUUUCCAAUGUAACAGCAGCCAUUUUGUAAUUGGUCAAGAGUCUGGAAGUCAUGGUUGAUAGGCUGGCGCUUGCAGCCAAUCAAGGAGUUCCGUUUAUUUUCCCUGUGUGCUGAUUGGCUGAACCCCCAAAGAGUGAAAAUAAGGAAGACUGUGGAUAUUAGCUUCUACGGUAGUUGCAUAUUAAUGAAGAUUUAUUGUUGGACCUUAAAAAUAGGCAAUUAUAAGCAGUGACUGUCUAAUGGAUAACUUUUUAACUUUUUUUUUCUGAUAAAAAAUAAGUGGUUGAAGAUAAACAGAGUUGGAUUUUAAAACAGAACUGCCAUGCUAAGUUUGGUUAGCCUCUUAUUUAUCAUCUUAAACUUUAUAAACUGUUAAAAACUGAAACCAUUCCUAUGUUGCUGAGAGACGUUUGUUGACAAAAACUUUCAGUAAAGCAACAAAGGGUUUAUGCAGUGUUUACAGGACUUUAAUGUUUUGCAUCACAAUAAAAAUAUAAAGUUUGCUGUCAAACAUGCAGCUAUAGCUUCUGUAUCAGGUAUAUUUAUGCACAUAUAGCAUUAUGUUUAAUGCACACAUCUGUUAUUUUGGAGAAAGAAAAGUUUCUCAGUAAAAAGCUGUUCACACUUAAUGUUGCUUAUUGCUUCUCCGUGUGUUUUGUCCAAACUGUUAGAGACAUAAUGAAGUGUUGGGGAGACUUGGCAGCAGCUCUCACUUCAGCGUUCUCAUUUCUGUUUUAAAUGCGUUUUUAUUCAACACCAAAUUAUAUGUGCUAUUUUGCCAGAAACCAAAUUCCAUCGAUUCCUGUAAAAUAGUUUUCCUGCUGGAUUUAAUCUAUGUACAUUUAUUAGAUGAAACACCUUUAUGGUAAAGCCAAAACAUAUGGAAGAUAUACUUUAUCAUUGGUGCAGUAGGUUACUUUCUGGAACUGAUGUGGCCCUUUUUCUGACCUUUUUCUGUAUGAAAGUUAAUGGGCACCUAGCAGGAAAGUAAUCGGUACAUUUAGGGAAAUACAUGCUAGCAGGUUCUAGAAACAUUACAUGUUCUCUGAAAAUACCAGGAAAAUUGCUGAAUAAUUUAGGAAGUGCCACAUUACAAGUCACUUUAUAACACAAACUGGUUUUUGGGAAAUGCUUCGUAAAUUUUAGAAAAACAUUUUUGUAACAUUAAGGAAAGUAUCUGGUGAGUUUAAGGUAAUUAAGUAAAAUUACAGUUUCAGGAAAGCAGUAAGUUCUCAGAAAGCACCAAGUUAUACUUCAGCUCAUAAUCUAGUAUGUUUUUUUAUACAAAAAAAGCCACAAUGUUUAUUUAAAGUUCUAGGAAAGUACCUUGUUAAUCCUGGGAAAGUAUAAAAUAAGUUUAAAGGUAACCAUUUAAUACAGAAAGAUUUCCACAAAUUGCUUGUAAAUUUCAGAAAAGUGCCUGUAAAUUUUAGGUGAGUAACAGGUAAGUUGUAGGAAAGUAUUUGGUAAAUUCUAAGAAAGUAUCUCAAUUUAUAUUCUAGCCUGAUUUUUGAAAAUAGUAAAAAAUAAUUAGGAAAGUACUCAGUAACCUGCAUGUUAAAUUUUGCGACAGUAACCUGUAAAUUUAAAGUCGAAAGAAAGUAUCUAAUGAGUUUUAUCAUUAUACAUCAUCUCAUAAUAUAAACUGCGUUUCCAUUGAUUAUGUAAUUGCGGAAAUUGGAAUUACACAUAUAAAUUAAUUGAAUAAAAAAGC